UCUGUGCAAAGGGGUCAAAUCUCCUUCGUCUUAUCUGUCCCUUCAAGUUUCUGAUUUUCCCUUUUAACUGCUUUAAUCCAAAUACAUCAUGGCAUUCUCCCAAGUCUCCAUCAAGAAGCAGCAAAUUGUUAGUGGUGGUGGUGGUGGAAGAGUGGGGUUUAGCGCAUGCUCGCUUGGAGGAGGAGGAGGAGGAUCUCGGGCUGGAGGCAACUUUGGGUCACGCAGUCUUUAUAGCCUUGGUGGAAAAUUAAGAACUUCCAUAAGCGCAGCCAGUGCUCGGACAGGAGGACUUGGUGGUGCUGGUGGCUUUGGAGGUGGACAAGGUGGUGGCUUCGGAGGUGGACAAGGUGGUGGCUUCGGAGGUGGACAAGGUGGUGGCUUUGGUGGCGCAGGGGGCAUGGGUGGAUUUGGAGGCAUUGAUGGAGGGGAUAUGGGAUUCCCUGUUUGCCCACCUGGUGGAAUCCAGAAUGUUACCAUCAAUACACAACUUCUGCAACCACUUGAUCUGGCUAUAGAUCCAGCAAUCCAGAAAGUAAAAGCAGAGGAAAGAGAACAAAUAAAAACUCUCAACAACAAGUUUGCUAUGUUCAUUGACAAGGUCAGAUUUCUGGAACAGCAAAACAAAGUCUUGGAAACAAAAUGGAAACUGUUGCAACAACAGAGUCCUCAAAGCAGCACCAAAAAAGUCAACCUAGAGCCCCUGUUUCAGAAAUACAUUGGUGACCUGAAGAAAUAUUUAGAUAGUUUAAUAAGUGAAAAGAGCCGAUUGGAGCAGGAACUGAAGAAUCUCCAAGUUCUUGUAGAGGAUUAUAAGAAAAAAUAUGAAGAUGAAAUUAACAAGCGUACAAAAGCAGAAAACGAUUUUGUGGUACUCAAGAAGGAUGUCGAUGCUGCCUACAUGAUCAAAACUGAACUUGAGGCCAAGGUGGAUACAGUGACAAGUUACAUCAACUUCUUAAGAACUCUUUAUGCUGCGGAAUUGUCACAGGUACACGAUCAAGUCACCGACACCUCAGUUGUUCUGACUAUGGAUAACAACCGCGACUUGAACCUGGAUGGUAUCAUUAAAGAUGUUAAAGCUCAAUAUGAACUAUGUGCACAAAGAAGCAAAAUGGAAGCUGAACAAUUAUUUGAUAAUAAGUACAAGCAGCUACAGCAAACAGUUGAAGGACAUGGUGACAGCAUAAAGAAUUCCAAGAGUGAAAUAUCAGAAUUGAACCGUAAGAUUCAGAGACUGAAGGCUGAAAUUGAAAAUGUCAAGAAGCAGAUUGCAGCUCUGAAUCAAUCCAUUGUUGGAGCUGAAGAACGUGGGAACCUUACUCUCAAGGAUGCAGAAAAGAAACUUCAGGAUCUUGAAGCUGCUGAAAAGAAACUUAAAGAGGACAUGGCUCGUCAACUUAAAGAAUACCAAGAACUUCUGUCUGCUAAGCUUGCUCUGGACAUGGAAAUUAGCACUUACAGAUACAUGCUGGAAGGAGAAGAGGACAGGAUGUCUGGAGAGAUUACCAGCAGUUUCAGCAUAUCUGUAGUCAGCGGAGGUUCAAGUGUAUACAAUGCUCUUGGCGGUUCAGGAGGCGGAAUGGGAAGUGGCGGCAUGGGAUCUGGUCAUGGUGGUGGUGGAUAUGGCCAUGGAGGUGGCCAUGGAGGUGGCCAUGGAGGUGGCCAAGGAAGUUGCCAUGGAGGUGGCUAUGGAGGUGGAUACGAAAGUGGCCAUUCUGGAAAAACCUCAGUUGCAGUUGCAUCAACAACAUCUACAACCAAAAGAAGCUACUAAUUUAGAGCAGCAGUAGCCAGACCUUAAAGUCAUAUAUCACUACAUCUUUGCCUAACUAAUGGAACCUUGACUAGUAUGUAAUGAUUGUGUCAUCUAUAAUUGUUUGAAUUCCCAUCAUAAAUAUCAGAGAAACCAGUGUUUGCAACACAGUACUUCCUUAUAACACAGUCAUGCCUUUGUGUAUUCUGCCAUAUAUUCUCAUUGAAAAGAAGCUAAGAAUGCCAUCAAGUUUAGAUAAAAAGAACUCACUUUUUGUGAAACAGAUGAACAACACAAGAGCAACUUAUCAUGCAGAUAUCUCGGGCAUUGGUUUGGGAGUAACUGUGAAUCUCUAUCCUAGUGAGUUCAGAAGAUAUUUACUAAUGAGAGGGGUCAUUAUAGCUUUUAGUUCUGGAAACUCCUGCUUAAUAUUUAUCUAAAAGGAGAGGGACUCUUGGGUGUUUGUACAUAGUAUACUUCUAAAGCAUUGCUGCAUUUUGAGAAGCCAUCCUAAAACUUCUUUCCUUUUCUUUGUAUCUUCAAUAAACUGCAUUUGGAUCUCAA
This is a messenger RNA of Xenopus laevis (African clawed frog), 2317 nucleotides long. RefSeq names its product keratin 78, gene 9 S homeolog (gene krt78.9.S). Bases 89 to 1774 code for a protein of 561 amino acids. Gene Ontology annotation, molecular function: structural molecule activity; structural constituent of skin epidermis. The record is from RefSeq and is a predicted model, not a curated record. Gene Ontology annotation, cellular component: intermediate filament; keratin filament. Gene Ontology annotation, biological process: intermediate filament organization; keratinization. The transcript has 9 exons. Lineage: Eukaryota; Metazoa; Chordata; Amphibia; Anura; Pipidae.